This is a messenger RNA of Ophidiomyces ophidiicola, 1101 nucleotides long. It is a transcript of the gene VMA6, whose product is annotated as H(+)-transporting V0 sector ATPase subunit d. Gene Ontology annotation, cellular component: proton-transporting V-type ATPase, V0 domain; vacuolar proton-transporting V-type ATPase complex; fungal-type vacuole membrane. Gene Ontology annotation, biological process: vacuolar acidification; vacuolar transport; proton transmembrane transport. NCBI's taxonomy places the organism in Eukaryota, Fungi, Ascomycota, Eurotiomycetes, Onygenales, Onygenaceae. The record is from RefSeq and is a predicted model, not a curated record. The transcript is spliced from 4 exons. Gene Ontology annotation, molecular function: proton-transporting ATPase activity, rotational mechanism. Bases 1 to 1101 code for a protein of 366 amino acids.
AUGGAGGGUCUCUAUUUCAAUGUGGAUGGAGGAUACGUGGAGGGCAUCGUUCGAGGUUACCGCAAUAAUCUCCUCAACCAACAGAGUUAUGGCAACUUAACGCAAUGCGACACAAUUGAUGAUGUCAAACUUCAACUUGGCCCUGCAUAUGGCGACUUCCUUGCCUCUCUUCCUCCGAACCCCUCAACCUCCUCCCUCGCCAGCAAAACGACAGAAAAAAUGGUCGCUGAGUUUCGCUACUUACAAGCUCAAGCCAACGGAUCUACAGCCAAGUUCAUGGAAUACUUGACUUACGGAUAUAUGAUCGAUAAUGUUGCUCUUCUCAUAACAGGAACUCUGCAUGAACGAGACACGAGAGAAUUACUUGAAAGAUGUCACCCGCUUGGGUGGUUUGAAACGAUGCCUGUUCUUUGCGUCGCAACAAACAUGGAGGAGUUAUAUAACUCCGUUCUUGUCGAGACCCCUUUAGCGCCCUAUUUUAAAGGGAGCCUGAGUCAUCAAGACCUUGAUGAGUUAAAUAUCGAGAUUGUGAGGAACAUGCUAUAUAAAAAUUACCUAGAAGAUUUCUAUCGGUUUGUAAAUACGGAACCCGAUCUCAAAGAUUCCCCGACGUCAGAGGCUAUGUCGGAAAUAUUGGAGUUUGAGGCUGAUCGUCGAGCUAUUAAUAUCACCCUCAACUCCUUCGGCACCGAGCUCUCGAAAAAUGAAAGGAAGAAACUGUACCCUGAGUUUGGAAAAUUGUAUCCCGAAGGAUCCUACAUGCUUUCACGAGCAGAAGAUGUAGAAGGAGUCGCCCUUGCGGUCAGUGGUGUUGGUGAUUAUAAAGCCUUUUUUGAUGCUGUUGGGUUGAACCAAGCCGGAAAUAACAGUCUUGGAAAUAUGGCUGGUGGUGCGGGAAGCGAUGGAAAGAGCUUGGAAGAUAUGUUCUACCAUAAAGAAAUGGAGCUCUCGAAACUCGUAUUUACCCGUCAGUUCACGCCAGCGGUAGUAUAUGCUUGGGUAAAACUAAGAGAGCAGGAAAUCCGAAACAUCACAUGGAUCGCCGAAUGCAUUGCUCAGAAUCAGAAAGAAAGGAUAGGAAACUAUAUCAGUGUCUUUUAG